Molecule: messenger RNA, 512 nt
Organism: Cavia porcellus (domestic guinea pig)
Lineage: Eukaryota; Metazoa; Chordata; Mammalia; Rodentia; Caviidae
Product: interferon alpha-inducible protein 27-like protein 2
Exons: 4
Coding region: 127-414 (95 amino acids)
Biological process (GO): apoptotic signaling pathway
Cellular component (GO): mitochondrion; membrane
Source: RefSeq, a predicted model, not a curated record
UCCCCGCCCUCUGCGCGGGAGCGCGAGGCGCCGCUCAGCGAAGAGCGGUGCAGUUCGCCUGGCUGGGUUGCUCCGCACAGAGCUGCAGACCUCAGACCCGAGCCGCUCGCCGCCGGAGACUUCGCCAUGACCACGCUGCUCGCCACUGCUGUCGGAGCAGUUGUGGCCCUGGGCGCUGCGCCCUUGGUCCUGACCUCCGUGGGCUUCACCGCGACCGGGAUCGCAGCUUCCUCCAUCGCCGCCAAGAUGAUGUCCGCGGCCGCCAUCGCCAACGGGGGCGGGGUGGCGGCAGGCGGCGUGGUGGCCACCCUGCAGUCCAUCGGGGCAGCUGGACUCUCCGCAUCUUCCAACGUGGUCCUGGGCUCUGUCGGGGCCGCUGUGGGGGCCUUGUUGGGGAAUUCCACUGGAUUCUAAGCUUGAAGAGGUCCAUCCAGGAGAAAAACGCAUCCUGAGUUGAACAAAACCCUUACUCAGAUCAGAGAAAAAUGAGGAAUAAAGGCCUUGAGCCCAUA